CGGACCGUGAGGGAAUAAUAAGGGCCUUUUUAUUCCCUCCCGGUCGCAGCCUCCUGUUGUCUAUCAGAGCAGUACUAGCGCGGAUCGCUUUGUGGAGAAAUAGAGAAGAGCAGGAAGGCAGAGGAAUAGUUCCGCCAGGAAUAGUACAAUAAAGUGAGUGUGGGAGGAGCUGUCAGUGUCUAUAUCUCCUGCUGGCCGGCACUGCUCGCUUCCCCUGGGCAUAACUGCAGCACGCGGUGAGGCGGAGGAACACAGAAUAAAGAUGGUUGUCCUAUCUAAAGAAUACGGGUAUGUGGUCCUGACCGGCGCUGCCAGCUUCGUAAUGGUCACCCACUUAGCCAUUAAUGUGUCCAAGGCUCGCAAACAGUACAACGUAGAGUAUCCCAAAAUGUACAGUGAUGACCCAGAGAAUGGCAAAAUCUUUAACUGCAUUCAGAGGGCACAUCAGAACACCCUGGAAUCCUACCCAUCCUUCCUGUUCUUUUUAGCAGUUGGUGGACUCACUCACCCGCGAGCUACUAGUGCUCUGGGUGUGGCCUGGAUAGUUGGCAGAGAGCUCUAUGCCCAUGGCUAUUCUACUGGUGAGCCAAAAAAGCGCCAGAGAGGUGCCAUCGGUUCUGUUGCCCUCCUUGGUCUGUUUGGUGCUACAGUUUGCUCUGCCUUCAAAAUACUCAACUGGACACUGAACCCAAAGACCUGGUGCUGAUCCAACAAGAAGAUGUGCUCAAGAUGGGACCUUAAUGUUCUUCACUUUAUAAAGCAGAACCAGUCCAGGGGAAUGCCUGCUUUAUUCUCAGCAACCCAGGCCACAAAACUGGCUAAGCAUAAUCCAUCUAUAAUUUAUGAGUGGGGGGGACAUGAUUUCCUAAUUAAAGUAUACUGGAAAAAAAAAA
Xenopus laevis (African clawed frog) is the source of this 893-nucleotide messenger RNA. RefSeq names its product microsomal glutathione S-transferase 3 L homeolog (gene mgst3.L). Gene Ontology annotation, cellular component: nuclear envelope; membrane; mitochondrial outer membrane. Lineage: Eukaryota; Metazoa; Chordata; Amphibia; Anura; Pipidae. Gene Ontology annotation, biological process: cellular oxidant detoxification; leukotriene metabolic process. Gene Ontology annotation, molecular function: glutathione peroxidase activity; leukotriene-C4 synthase activity; glutathione transferase activity. The record is from RefSeq and is marked predicted.